Molecule: messenger RNA, 1254 nt
Organism: Stegodyphus dumicola
Lineage: Eukaryota; Metazoa; Arthropoda; Arachnida; Araneae; Eresidae
Gene: Ac76E
Product: adenylate cyclase type 2 Ac76E
Biological process (GO): adenylate cyclase-inhibiting G protein-coupled receptor signaling pathway; adenylate cyclase-activating G protein-coupled receptor signaling pathway; cAMP biosynthetic process
Cellular component (GO): plasma membrane
Molecular function (GO): adenylate cyclase activity
Source: RefSeq, a predicted model, not a curated record
AUGGCGGAGGAGAAGUUAUGGUAUGGGGAUUCAUAUUCCGGUGCUGAUAAUGUAGAGUUUAUAGAUGGUGUUAUGGAUCAGUUGCUGUUGAAGCCAAAAUUCAGCCGCAUCGAGAAGAUCAAGACAAUUGGUAGUACAUACAUGGCUGCUGCUGGCCUACAACCGGGCAGAGAAGAAAAUGGGGAUCAGUCUCGUCAAGGCCAUAAUCUGGUUGCUCUCACAGAAUUCGCAAUCGCUUUGAUGGCCCUUCUCGAUCAGAUUAAUCGGGAGUCUUUCCAGAGGUUUCGACUCCGAGUCGGUAUCAACAACGGGCCUGUCAUCGCCGGAGUCGUGGGAGCCCAGAAACCGCAGUACGACAUCUGGGGCAACACUGUGAAUGUAGCCAGCAGAAUGGACAGUUGCGGAGUCAUGGGUAAAAUUCAGGUCACUGAAGACACUGCCAAGACACUGAUGGAGCAUAACUACGAUUGCGAAUGCCGAGGAACAAUCUAUGUGAAGGGCAAAGGCAAUCUAACGACCUACUUCGUAAGAACUCAAUUCGAUAGAAGUGGAGUAACGGACUGAAACCUGAAGAUACAGAGAGAGAAUGUGGUGAUCUACAGAAGCGAUAUCAGAAGAUGCAGUUAGUUGUGAGAGUCUGGUAAUCCAACUAGGUUUAGCAACUCGUUCAACCGAGUUGCUUGCACUCGUAGCCUAUGAAAGCUGUCAUUGCAUCUGCUAUGUUUUGCAAAGAUAUAGAUGCAAAGUUGUGACACAGUGUCUAUCCAGACUUUGCUUGAUAUGUUUAUAUUUAAAUAGUUGCUCCAUUUUUAGGUAUAUUGAAAAAUAUUUAAAUAAUUUUUGUAUUAGCGUGAAAAUUUGUUUACUAACCCUUGUUCCCAUCUUUAAUAACAUUUAUUUAUGAAAUCGUUGAUUUGAAAAUUUCUCCCAUUAAAUCUUGUACAAGGUAGAAAACUUGCAGAAGAUGCACACUGGCAACUAAAAGUUGUUUAAGUGGAACUGCAGCAGGUUUAUGGAGGAAGCUGUUUUCUUCUUGCUGUUCGUUUUUCUUUCUUUAGCUACAUUAAGCCCCACUUAAUGUGAUCACUUUUGUCCAUCGUUAUUUCGAUGAAAUUAACGGAAUCAUAACAUAAAGAUGACCAAUAAAUAGCUUUCAAAAUAAAACCGUAAUGUACCUAAUUUAAUAUAUAACUAUAAACAUAAUAUUAAUAGGUACUUUCACUACAUUUUAAUCAAAAAAAUGCAAAAGGUUUU